Messenger RNA from Postia placenta MAD-698-R-SB12, 669 nucleotides. RefSeq lists its product as hypothetical. The record is from RefSeq and is a predicted model, not a curated record. The transcript has 2 exons. NCBI's taxonomy places the organism in Eukaryota, Fungi, Basidiomycota, Agaricomycetes, Polyporales, Adustoporiaceae. Bases 1 to 669 code for a protein of 222 amino acids.
AUGCAAGCGAGCUACGACGAGCUGCGCGACGUCGCCGCCAAGGCCGUGUCCAUCUUCGCGUCCGCGAACCUCAGCUGCUGUCUCAUGGGCAGCCUGGCAUGCAAGCUGUACGGCACGACGCGCGCCCCGAACGACGUCGACCUGAUCGUCCUGACGAGUGCGCACGCGCAGGAGCCGCUCAAGCGCAUGCUCGCCGCGGCCGACCGCAACUUCACCCUCGUCGCGUCCAAGGCGCGCUUCGCGACGUACAAGGUCGUCUGGUACCGCCUGCCGCCGCGCGACGGCGCGUCCGCGCGCCGGUGCAAGGUCGACAUCCUCGUGCCGGGCACGCUGAACAUCCCGCACGUCCCCGCGGCGCACGUCGCCACCGUGCGCGGCCUGCCCGUCGUGCCGCUCGCGGUGCUGCUGCUGCUGAAGCUGCAGGGCUGGACGGACCACCGCGCGGCGCGGCGCGUCGACAUGGUGGUGAAGCAGCACGACGACGUGAGGGACAUCGACGACCUCCUGGCGAUCGCGCGCAGGAGCGGGGUGGACGUGCGCAGGGAGAGCCUCCCGUGGGUCCCGAGCACGUUUCUCGACGCGGGCGACCUCCGCAUAGCGCAGUACACGCGCAUACAUCCCGCAUCGGCUGUGCAGUGGCAGGAACUGGGUGCGCAAGUGCCUGCGUGA